This is a messenger RNA of Coccinella septempunctata (seven-spotted ladybird), 434 nucleotides long. Its product is annotated as probable cyclin-dependent kinase 9. Bases 76 to 381 code for a protein of 101 amino acids. Gene Ontology annotation, biological process: protein phosphorylation. Gene Ontology annotation, molecular function: ATP binding; protein kinase activity. Lineage: Eukaryota; Metazoa; Arthropoda; Insecta; Coleoptera; Coccinellidae. The record is from RefSeq and is a predicted model, not a curated record. The transcript has 2 exons.
CUGUUGAUCUGAAUAACUGUAGUUGCUCGGCCAACCAGAACCAGUGUUCCGUAAGACAAAAGGUGUCUAGUUAACAUGUUUCAGAUGGAACAUUUACACCUGGGGGAGAUCUUGGGAGAAGGCAGCUUUGGGCGUGUCUAUAGAGGCCAACGACACGGCCAAGCAGUGGCGGUGAAAAGGACUAUGUUGACUCACCACGCCAUCCAGGAAGUCGACAUACUCAGGUCCCUAGAACAUACAAAUAUAAUACCCACCUGCAAGUUUCAUACCGGAUCCGAAAGUCUCAGCGUCCGUGCAGCCGGGUCACACCAGUCCAUUGAGCCCCCACGUCGAUCUGUUGGAGGCUUUCCACCUGUUGCAGCUCCCACGAUUCCUGGGUAACCUACAAAACCACGAUGGAAUUCAAACACCCGCCAAACACAGUUAAAUUAGGU